Molecule: messenger RNA, 1838 nt
Organism: Jaculus jaculus (lesser Egyptian jerboa)
Lineage: Eukaryota; Metazoa; Chordata; Mammalia; Rodentia; Dipodidae
Gene: Arhgap8
Product: Rho GTPase activating protein 8
Exons: 12
Coding region: 273-1514 (413 amino acids)
Biological process (GO): negative regulation of endocytic recycling; small GTPase-mediated signal transduction
Cellular component (GO): cytoplasm
Molecular function (GO): GTPase activator activity
Source: RefSeq, a predicted model, not a curated record
GAUCCUCCUGCCUCUGCCUCAGGACCAGGCAGGCGCAGUCCCUCCUGUGCUUUCGCACUGACACACCAGUGGGCUCCGGGGAAGGGCUCCCGCUCUGCUCGGGCUGGGAGGAGCUGCAGUCACGUCGAGGUGUUCACUGAGCGGAGAAGUUGAAAUGGCUGUGGCGGGGACCGCGCCUUCUGCAGCCGGAGCGGUGGCGUGGCAGCAAGCAGCGGUGGCGCCAUGGCGCUUCCUCAAGGCAGGGGUCCUUGAGUGCUAAGUGCAGCCAUGGCAUGAGGGAAGUCUCGCUGGCUGCUUGGCUCAUAGUUGAGGCACCAAGUACACUGAGAGCCACAGAAAGGCCCUCGGGAGCAUCCAUGGCAGGCCAGGACCCCACACUGAGCACAGAUCACCCAUUCUACGAUGUGGCCCGGCAUGGCAUCCUGCAGGUGGCAGGGGCUGACCAACUGGGGAGACUCAUUGUCACGUUCAGCUGCUGCCGGAUGCCACCUUCACACCAGCUCAACCACCAGCGGCUGCUAGAGUAUCUGAAAUACACGCUGGACCACUACGUGGAAAACGACUACACCAUUGUCUAUUUUCACUACGGCCUCAACAGCCAGAACAAGCCGUCCCUGGGCUGGCUCCAGAGUGCCUACAAGGAGUUUGACAGGAAGUACAAGAAGAACCUUAAGGCGCUGUAUGUAGUGCACCCCACCAGUCUCAUCAAGGUGCUGUGGAGUAUAUUCAGGCCACUCAUCAGUCACAAGUUCGGGAACAAAGUUACCUACUGCCGCCAGCUGCGCGAGCUCCGAGAGCGCCUGCCCUGCGAGCAGCUCCUCGUGCCCCUGGAGGUGGCGCGGUACGACGAGAAGCUGCAGAGAGGCCAGCUUCCCCCUCCCACCAAGACACCUCCGCCACGGCCACCUCUGCCCACCCAGCAGUUUGGUGUCAGUCUGCAAUACCUCAGAGACAAAAACCAGGGUGAACUCAUACCGCCUGUGCUGAGGGCCACAGUGACAUACCUGAAAGAGAAAGGGCUGCGCACUGAGGGUCUGUUCCGGAAGUCAGCCAGCGCCCAGACCAUCCGCCAGGUGCAGAGGCUGUUCAAUCAAGGGAAGCCCGUGAACUUUGAUGACUAUGGGGACAUACACAUCCCUGCUGUGAUCCUGAAGACCUUCCUGCGAGAGCUGCCCGAGCCACUGCUGACCUUCCGGGCCUACGAGCAGAUUCUCGGCAUCACCAGUGUCGAGAGCAGCCUGCGCGUGACCCGCUGCCGCCAGAUCCUGCAGGAGCUCCCGGAGCCCAACCACGCCGUCCUCCGGUACGUCGCGGACUUCCUGCAUGCGGUGUCCCAGGAGAGCAUCUUCAACAAGAUGAAUAGUUCCAACUUGGCCUGCGUCUUCGGGCUGAACCUGAUCUGGCCGUCCCAGGGGGUGGCCUCGCCGAGUGCCCUGGUGCCGCUGAACCUCUUCACCGAGCUGCUCAUCGAGUACUACGAGAAGGUCUUCAGUGCCCGGGAGGCAGGCAGAUAGACAGGCCCUGGUCCCAGAGGGUGUGCAGGGACAGACCUGCCCCAGGCCUCUCCAUACUUGUCCCACCUCCAGGUCCCCUGACCACAGCCAGAGACACUUCUCAUGUUGGGAAUGUCCCCUUGAAAUCCAAGCACAUAGGCUUUGUAAACUUGCUAUGUGUAAGAAUGGCCAGACUUGGAGGCUGGGGAAUUGGCUCAGGCGGUAAAGUGCUUGCUAUGCAAGCAUAACGACCUGAGUUCAGUCCCCAAUGCUCAUGUUAAAAAAGGGGGCGGGGGGCUGGAGAGAUGGCUUAGCAGUUAAGGCGUUUGCCUGCAAAGCCAAAGG